Mycena indigotica is the source of this 1653-nucleotide messenger RNA. RefSeq names its product CAP10 domain-containing protein. Bases 1 to 1653 code for a protein of 550 amino acids. The transcript is spliced from 6 exons. Lineage: Eukaryota; Fungi; Basidiomycota; Agaricomycetes; Agaricales; Mycenaceae. The record is from RefSeq and is a predicted model, not a curated record.
AUGCCAUCUCUCUUUCACAAUCCUUUCUAUUCGCGACUGCCCACCUCUAGCAGUCGCUUGCCCGAACUUGCACUCGACGACUCUGAAUCGGAGCCAGACGCACCAUUCCUCCAAUCCGAACUCUCUCUUCCCCGCCCAGCCUUCGCUAAAUCGACUAAUCGUCGCAAAUGGACCGCACCACUGCUGGCAUCGGUUGGGACGACCGUCACAUUGGCCCUCUUCAUCGUCCUUCUCAUUCUCCCCCGCCGCGUUUCCUCCAAAGUAGACCACUCGGAAUACUUCGCCGCUGCCGCCCGGAACUCGGUAGCGGACCUGCGCGACCGCCAGUCAAGGACACUGGCUCAGGCCACCGCGCGCUAUACGCUCAAAACGGGGCGUCAACCGCCACGCAACUAUGACCGCUGGUUUCAGUUUGCACAGGAGCACAAGUGCCUCAUCGACGACUACGACCAGAUCCACCGCGACUUCAAGCCAUUCUACCAGCUGGCUGAAGAUGACCCGGCCUUUUUCCAGCGGAUGAUAGACGCUGCUGCCGUGAUGAAUGGCGACAACAGAGGGCUGGGACGGUGGCAUAUCCAGAAUGGGAAUGUCGAAGAGACAUCGGGGACAAGUGUGGCCUAUUCGUAUUAUUGGCAGGUUACACUGGGAAAGUUCGCGCAUAUCCUUCCCGACCUCACCGUUGUCAUCAACGCCCGAGACCAGCCACGUGUAGUUUUCGACGUCCGCCAAACGGGCAAAGAGAUUCGCGAGCGGGCGCGCAAGCUCACCGAGAAGACGCCCUUCAAUGUGUCCCCCAAGCAAACGCAGACAUAUUUUGCUGGCCAGCCAGGCUGCACUAUCCUGCGCAAUCCUGAUGGCUUUCCCGACGUCGCCAGCGACGAUAGUGCUUUCCUGCUAUCUAGUGCGAUGAGCCAAUUCACCGAAGACCUGUACCCGAUUUUGUCCAUGGCCAAGAUCGGUCCCUGCUUCGCUGACAUCCUGUUCCCCAUCGAGUACUACUACCAGCGCUCAUGGUGGUACCGCAAGUUCUCCUACGCCAACAACAUCCCCUGGGACCGGAAGAAGGCACAGCUCUACUGGCGCGGCAUCGCGAGUGGCGGACAAAUCGUCGACUCCAACUACCACAACUUCACCCGUUUCCGCCUGGUUGAUCUGGCGCGGAAGCACCCAGACUUGAUCAACGGGAGAAUCACGUCAUUUGCGGACGAGCUGUGCUCGGUGGCCGUCUGCGACAAGGCGAAGAUCUUGAAGGAAUACGACAUCACGGGCGAGCGGUCCCAGAAGGAGGAUGCGUAUGGGUACAAGUACCUGCUUGACUUGGACGGGACCACGUUUUCGGGCCGCUUUUUGGGAUUAUUACGGUCGGGGAGCUUGGUUUUCAAGAUGACCGUCUUCCAGGAGUACUUCAACGACUGGCUGCGGCCAUACGAGCACUACAUUCCCGUUGCGUCCGAUUUGUCCGACCUCACCGAGAAGCUGGCGUGGGCGAAGGAGAACGAGGUUGAGGCGCGCAUGAUUCAGGAGCGCGGGCGGGAGAUGGCGGAGAGGGUGGUCACGGACGAGCAGAAUGACUGCUAUUUUUCGCUGGUGUUACUUGAGUGGGCUAGAUUACAGGAAAUGGCAAGGACUAAUAAUAUAAGCACUUUUCGUUGA